Molecule: messenger RNA, 677 nt
Organism: Salvia splendens (bonfire salvia)
Lineage: Eukaryota; Viridiplantae; Streptophyta; Magnoliopsida; Lamiales; Lamiaceae
Product: protein translation factor SUI1 homolog 1
Exons: 2
Coding region: 187-516 (109 amino acids)
Biological process (GO): translational initiation
Molecular function (GO): translation initiation factor activity
Source: RefSeq, a predicted model, not a curated record
UUAACAUUUUCCCUUUUAUAUAUAGUAUUUUUUUAUUUUAUUGUGUGGCUACGCACCGCCUCCAUUUCUUCUAUAAAUGGACUCGUACCCAAACACAAUUUCUUCAUCAAUUUCCACUCUCGAAAUCAUCUCCUAAAUCGUAAGGCGAUCGGAUCCCGGUUCGAAAGUAAAAAUCCAACAAGGUUGAUGGUUGAGGUAGACAUUACAAUUCCAUCUGCUUUUGACCCAUUUGCUGAGGCCAAGGACUCGGGGACCAAGGAAUAUGUGCAUAUUCGCAUCCAGCAGAGGAAUGGGAAGAAAAGCUUAACGACAGUGCAGGGGCUGAAAAAGGAAUUCAGCUACGAGAAGAUUCUGAAAGAUCUGAAGAAGGAGUUUUGCUGCAACGGCAACGUGGUCCAGGACAAGGAGCUGGGCAAGGUGAUUCAGCUGCAGGGCGAUCAGCGCAAGAAUGUCUCGCACUUCUUGACCACUGCUGGCCUCGUCAAGAAAGAUCAGAUCAAGAUUCAUGGCUUCUAAGCCUUAGAUUUUGAAGCUGCUCAUGUUUUAUUUUGUUUUUUUUAUAUUUUGAUUUGCUACUCUCCCUUGAUGAUCAUACUCUAUGGGGUGUUUGCUAAAUUGUACUAGUAUCUGCGUUUGGUAUUUAUCUAAUAAUAUAAGUUCUACUUAUUUACAAUUAA